AAAUCUUCAUUUUUUAUUUUGUACAGCUUCCCAGGAGAUAAUUACUCCCAUUAAAGUUGGAGAUCUUUGCUCUUGGCACACAUGAAAUGAGUCUUGUUUAGCUGGGCACAGUAAAAUGAAAUGACCAGAAGAUAAUGGUGAAAACAGCAAAAGGAGAAAGCAAGUGCCAGGCAGGGAUUCUCCAGAGCCUCUUUUUUAAAUCUUGGGGAAAUCAUACUCACUGAGGAAUAGAAGCCAGGGCAGAUGAGGCCUGCAUGGACUGUGGGUCAGCUAGGGAAUCAGAACCAGGAAGAGGCUGGAAUCAUUGUCAGGACUGAGAAUGUGGUGUGAGUUUAUUCUGAGGGUGGCCAUGUGGGCACCUUGGCCAUAUUAAUAAUCUCUUUCCCCCCUCCAUGAUGGUGGCAGGUGCAGGAGCUGACUUCGUGAUGCUGGGUGGCAUGCUGGCUGGGCAUAGUGAGUCAGGGGGUGAGCUUAUCGAGAGGGACGGCAAGAAGUACAAGCUCUUCUAUGGAAUGAGUUCUGAAAUGGCCAUGAAGAAGUAUGCUGGGGGUGUGGCUGAGUACAGAGCCUCAGAGGGAAAGACAGUGGAAGUUCCUUUUAAAGGAGAUGUGGAACAUACCAUCCGAGACAUCCUAGGAGGGAUCCGCUCUACGUGUACCUAUGUGGGAGCAGCUAAGCUCAAAGAGUUGAGCAGGAGAACUACCUUCAUCCGAGUCACCCAGCAGGUGAAUCCAAUCUUCAGUGAUGCGCGCUAGACCUGAGCAGUUCUGCCCUCCCAAGACACCAGUAUUCUACCAUGG
Messenger RNA from Saimiri boliviensis boliviensis (Bolivian squirrel monkey), 800 nucleotides. Lineage: Eukaryota; Metazoa; Chordata; Mammalia; Primates; Cebidae. The record is from RefSeq and is a predicted model, not a curated record.